AUGAUUCAGAAUAUCUCGAACGUAGCAGUUGCAUAUGAAUUUAUUGCGCAAGAAACAGAAGAAGAUUUCUCUGUUUGUUCAUUUGAUAUUGAGACACAUCCAGCAUCUCCGGUUUUCCCUCAUCUGCUUCUUGGCAAUGGUCGUGACGCAAUUGAUCCAUCAAGUGUCGGUGCCAACUGCGUUCUCAACGUCACCUGUCAGCCCUCUACGACACAAAACAAACCAGGCGUUAAAUAUAAACAGAUACCAGCUAAUGAUACACUGCACCAGAAUAUCAAACAAUAUUUUCAAGAGGCAUUUGAGUUUAUCGUUUUUCUUUUCCGGGACCGGGACAAGCGAUUUGGGGAGAGGAUUAGUUCAAGUAAACAGUUUAAGAUGCCUGAUGGGUGA
This is a messenger RNA of Clunio marinus, 390 nucleotides long. The record is from the annotation of a GenBank genome assembly. NCBI's taxonomy places the organism in Eukaryota, Metazoa, Arthropoda, Insecta, Diptera, Chironomidae.